This is a messenger RNA of Cyprinodon variegatus (sheepshead minnow), 576 nucleotides long. Its product is annotated as rho-related GTP-binding protein RhoG-like. Gene Ontology annotation, molecular function: GTPase activity; GTP binding; protein kinase binding. The transcript has a single exon. Gene Ontology annotation, biological process: actin filament organization; regulation of cell shape; cortical cytoskeleton organization. Bases 1 to 576 code for a protein of 191 amino acids. Gene Ontology annotation, cellular component: plasma membrane; cytoplasmic vesicle; cell cortex. The record is from RefSeq and is a predicted model, not a curated record. Lineage: Eukaryota; Metazoa; Chordata; Actinopteri; Cyprinodontiformes; Cyprinodontidae.
AUGCAGACCAUAAAGUGUGUGUUGGUGGGUGAUGGGGGCGUUGGUAAAACCUUUCUUCUCGUCGCUUAUGCGACCAGCGUUUUUAAGGAAAAGUACCUUUCUGCACAGUUUGACAACUACACUGGUGACAUAAGUGUGGAUGGCCACACUGUCACCCUUAAACUGCUGGACACGGCAGGCCGUGAGGGGUAUGAGCUCCUGCGUACACUCUCCUAUCCUCAAGCAGAUAUUUUCAUUGUCUGCUUCUCUAUUGGCAGCCCUUCCUCUUAUGAUAACAUCAGGCUGAAGUGGAAACCUGAAGUGUCCCAACAUUGCCCCAAAGUGCCAAUCCUUCUGCUGGGCACCAAGAAGGACCUGAGGGGGGAUGAAGAAACCGUGAAGAUGUUAAAAGAGCAGGGUAUGACCGUUUGUACCUAUCAGCAGGGGGACAUCCUGGCCAAGCAGAUCAGGGCUGUUAAAUACAUGGAGUGUUCUGCUCUGCAGCAGGAAAACAUCAGGGAGGUGUUUGAGGAAGCUGCCAGAGCCGUGUUGUUUCCGCAGAGUAAAAGAAAUUGUAAAAAGUGUGUUCUUCUGUAA